Molecule: messenger RNA, 716 nt
Organism: Lindgomyces ingoldianus
Lineage: Eukaryota; Fungi; Ascomycota; Dothideomycetes; Pleosporales; Lindgomycetaceae
Exons: 1
Coding region: 211-624 (137 amino acids)
Source: RefSeq, a predicted model, not a curated record
GGCAAAACUCACAAUCACCCACGUUUGUAGCCCGGAAUCAUAGGAUUAUUACGUCUUGCAACCAUGCUCUCCUGAAUAUAAAAGGGGUUAGGAAUUCAUUCCACCGCAGUCCUCUCUUUCACUAUCGCACAAGUGAGCCGUUUCUAUUCCUUCGUCAUUCCUGCAAGUCUUUCCUACUGUCAACAUCAAAACAAACCUUCUUUAUCAACAAUGACUACCGAGCCUCGCCACGUUACUUUUGAAGUUACCGACAAGAUGGUUGAGCGUGCUUCUAGCAUCACGGAUGCUUCAGGUUCAAAGACCGAGUGCGCUCAUCAUAUUCCAAGGCGGAACUUUGCAUUCCUGCCUUUGGCUCCAGUCAUGUCGACCACCUACCCAAAGCGGUCUCCUCCGACAUCUCCAAAGAUCGAGGUACUUCCAGCAGAUAUCGCCACCUUAUAUAUCGGGGAAGAUCUCGAGUCAGAGAGCGCUCAAACCAACGACACCAGGCCUUACUUCCCCAAAACGAGGCGAUCCAGUAGCAUGAGCAGCAUCGAAUCUUUCGGUCGGCGGCGCUUCCUGAAGCUCAACCCUGUUCAUGGCGGGGGUGAGGUCGGAGUACCCGAUUUUACUCUGGCAGAUUAAGAAGGAUGACUUGGUUAUUGCAUGAAGGUGUGCAGGAAAGACAGAAGCAUGGCUCGGCUAAGUGCGAUCGGUUUCACAGCGAUGGUGCAAAA